Molecule: messenger RNA, 4164 nt
Organism: Aureobasidium musti
Lineage: Eukaryota; Fungi; Ascomycota; Dothideomycetes; Dothideales; Saccotheciaceae
Source: the annotation of a GenBank genome assembly
CCGUCCACCAUGGCCACCCCAGACGAUGCUGACAAUGGCCUCCAGCCCAGCUUGCAGCCUGUCGGACGCCCACUGGACCUUGUACCUGUCCAACUCAAGGAAGCCGCUCUAGACUCGCCCACCUUCCGCGCCGUCGCUGUUCACUAUGCCAACCAGGUCGAGGNNGGGAUCGAAAAAUGGCUUCGCGACUAUGUCAAGCAGUCACAGAAGUUUGCCGACCGCUUCGCCAGCAUCCAANAAGAGUUCGACAACUUCGACCACUUCCCACCUCCACCUCCAGAGAACCUGAGCCAGGCUGUCAUGGACCAUGACUAUACUUUGCUGGCCAUUACGCGCUACAGCCAAAACACUACCCAUUACUUGAACUGGGUCUUUAACAACGUCGCUCGCUCACGCCAGACCAUGAUUGAGCCAUUGUUGCGCUUCAUCGACGGUACUGACAGCCCUCUUCGUCAGUUCAACCAAGCUCGCAAGGCUCUGGAAAGAACCCAGGCCAUAUUCGAUGCCGAAAUGACAAGGUAUCUUGCUCAAGCAAAGACANAGGAAGCUUCCUCGUUGCGUGAAGAUGCCUUCAAGCUGCACGAGGACCGCAAGGCCUACCUCAGGGCUUCCAUGGAUUACUGCAUUAUGGCUCCCAACCUUCGCAACUCGCUCGAUCAAUUGCUCAUCAAGGUCUUCUCCGAUCGAUGGAAAGAUUUCCGUGGUUACCGUGAUGCCACUUCUGCCAAUUUCCAAAAAUGGGGUUCCGAGCUAGAGCGUAUUCGUGGUUGGAGCAAGGUCAUGCACGAGUCCGAGUCGGCGUUCAAACGCGAACUGAUGCUGGCUCGCCGUCAACUAGAAGAUUCAGCCGAGGUCAAAGCCCGUCCUUCGCGCGAGAUGGAUGAUUAUGCCGUAUCAACUGUGCCAUAUUUAGGCUCUGGUGCUCCCACCUCACCCGUCAAACCCGCCUUUACAAAGCCUGAAAAACAAGGUUGGUUGUUCCUCAAGACUGUACCUCCCAAACCAGCUAGGCCGUCAUGGUCACGGCGUUGGUUCAUUGUCAAAAAUGGCAUUUUCGGUUGGUUGGUUCAAGGCAACAUCUCGGGCGGUGUUGAGGAAAGCGAAAAGAUUGGUGUCUUGCUCUGCAGCGUUCGUCCAGCCGUGCAAGAAGAGCGUAGAUUCUGUUUUGAAAUCAAAACCAAGGACACGAGCAUUGUUCUGCAGGCUGAGACUCAAGGAGAACUUUUGGAAUGGAUUAAUGCAUUUGAGAGUGCAAAGCGCAAAGCUCUUGAGGAACCCCGUAACUCUGCUGUGCCCACUCCAGGGUCCGAUCCUGCUUUUGCCAUCAGCCCACCUAUUGAUCCAUCCUUUGCUGCAAAGUUGACCGACAGCCUGGCUCACUCGACUGAUGAGUUUGGUGCAUCGUUAUCUCCACCCGAACUGGCUUUAGCCAGUAGAAGCAGUUUCGAUGUUAACCCUUCCAGAAGAUCGACUAUGCUGGACUCCGAAGGUAGCCGCGAUACAGCCAACAGGAUUAUUCAAAAGCUCGACUUGCACAGAAGAGGCACAGCAUUGUCUUCGGCGAAUCAGCCUGCUCCAGCUGGCGGUAUCGCCAGUCUGCUUUCAGCCAGUCAUAGUAUCCUGCCCAUCGGUCCUGGUCCGGCUCCAAACACACCACAUCGCUCCUUUACCAUGCCUGCUACCAGCAACUUUGCUCCUGUCACACUUGCAAAUCCUCCCGCCCCAACUAAUCUCAGUAGAAGAGCUGUGGCAGUGAGUGGUCAACGUGCAUCGAGUGGUAGAUCUGAUACCUCAGCCAUGCCUAGCAGUCUAAUGGCAAACCUUUGGGGAUCCUCCAAUUGGGUCAAUAUCAACCGACUCGGUCGCGAUGAUUCCAAGUCUGACCUCACGUCGAGACCUGCAGCAAAAUCCGUUGGCCAAUAUCAUGACGAUAUGGCUAUCAUGGAGGGGAUUGAACCACCUAAGGACCUCAAAAUAGCUGAAGUUGGAUCCAACUCGACUCCGAAUCGCAUAACUCAUCGCAAGACAAUUAGCGCUGGCGAUGCUCUUGAUUCUGCAUCACAAUCUCGAUCGCCGACCAUCCCUCGUGAUGAACCGCAAACAGAAUACCCAGUCUCGCUCAAAACAGAUGAUGUUCUCGUGCUCAAAGAACAUGACGCCGAAUUUCACGUCCUGUUCUCAUCUGUUCCACGUUCCGAAAGGGUUGUUCUCGUCUUCACCGCAAUGUGGAAUCCAAACGAGCAACAAGAAUUCCCAGGUCGCAUCUAUGUGACUACUGAGAAGAUUUACUUCUACAGUAAUCACUUUGGCAUGGUUCUUGUAGCUGAGAUCAGCCUGUCGUCAAUCACAGAGGUCACUGCUGCUCCAGGUAGAGAGAGUGAAUGUGACUAUCUGUUCUUACAUCUCAAGGAAAGCAAGACAGAUUUCCGGCGUGUCACCGUCAAGACCUUCUUGGACGCUUUGAGACCACUUCAACGCAGGCUUGACUACCUUGUACAAUCAGCAAAUUCUGGACAUUCCACCUCCUUGGAAGAUGUCUUUGCAUCAUUCUCCAAGAUAGCAACGGAUGAUUCACAGGAGCAUUCACAGGGCUGGGAUGAGGACCUGCACUCACCUACAGACAGUGAUCUCAGAGUUACGAGACGUCGCUCCAGAGAUCUGAGGGCGAAUCUGCGCAUCGACGGAACGCUCUAUGGUGAAUCAGUCGCCCGAACAGGCAGAGAAGUCACCAAGUUCAAGUUGCCUUCUCAACCUGUGCUUUACAGACCUAAGGACAUGGGAGAUGCUGUCCUUGCCCAAGACUUCAAUAUCAGUGCCAAAGCGCUCUUCCACGUCAUGUUCGGAGACAGAAGUGCGGUGUUCCAGAUGUUGUACAGUAAUCGCCCGAUUGACAAUAUUCUCCUGACUCCCUGGACGCAACCAAAAGAUGGACAGCUCUCAAGACAAUUGAUUUGUGCGAUCGGUCCCAAUCAAGAGACAGACCGACAAACGCUGGAUGUGUGUAAUGAUCAUCUCUGUUACGUUGUGACCCAGACACAAUCUCCAUGGCAGCUCCCCAUGUCCAAGAACUUUCUCUUGCUCAGCAAGUUCGUCAUAACUCACUCGGCAAAGUCCAAGUGCAAGCUUGCCAUUUUCAACAAGGUGGUAUGGAAUGGAGAUGCUAGCGUUGAUCAGAGACUUUCGAUGUCGCAGCGCCUGAUACAAAAGCAAGCUCUGCGUGACUAUCAAGAUGAUGCUGUUGACUUAGCUGCUGUGAUUACAGAUCAAGUAUCCAAGCUCGGUGCCCAAAGUACAACCAAAGCUGCACAAAUCUUUGGCUCUGUCGGCCAGAGUACACAAACGAGCCAGGUUUCGGCAUUAGAUUUACCAACCACUUCAAUCAGUCGCAGAAGACGAAAAGUCAAGAUUCGCACUCUCACUAGUCUCUAUACUGAUGAAGUGCUUGCUCAGGCAUUCCGUCUACUCACCAUGUUGAUCGAUAUCUUCAUUGCAAUUGCAAAGUCUUUCGCAGGUGUGGUCACAGCAAACAAGAUCCUCGUGCUGGUUCUUGCAUUCAGUGCUACUUACAAUACUUGGUAUGGAUACCGAGAUGGACUUGCAUGGUAUGAUGAACGAAAUGCUGGCAAGUUUAUGGCCAGACUUGGUGUCAAGCCCGACCCUACUGUCACUAGGGCGGUCUAUUUGAGCGACAUCGAAGAGUUCGUGGCUCCUGCUUCGAUGAACAAUAUCGAGCUGAAUUCUACAAUCUCGGAUGAGACCAACCAGGUCUGGAACACGUGCCAUGGUACCUUCCGCGAUAUGCUUGCUUCGUCCGAGCUUGAAGACACGGCAACGACAUCAACCUCCAAGGGCUCGAGUAAGCGCUCACAGCUAAGGCUACAACGCACGCGACACUCACUUGCGAGAUACCGACACGAUCUGUUGGUGGCGCUUCGUGUCGUCAACCGCGUUGAAGAAGAGGUGGUCCAUGCCGAAUGGGAGGAUUGGGUGUUUGAAGAAGAGAGAAAAUGUAUCAAAGUUGAGACGAUGAUGCGUGAGCGCAACAAAAGUGGCCAGUCCACAGAACAGCAAGCGCGAGGGGAGAGCGAUGAUCUGGGAGAUGGUUUCGCAGAGUAUUGCCGCAGCUGCAAGAGCGAAGCAGGACGAAUCUUGUCGGACAAGUGA